Messenger RNA from Pan troglodytes (chimpanzee), 17344 nucleotides. RefSeq lists its product as uncharacterized. The transcript is spliced from 22 exons. Lineage: Eukaryota; Metazoa; Chordata; Mammalia; Primates; Hominidae. The record is from RefSeq and is a predicted model, not a curated record.
CCCUGUCUCGCUGGGGUGCCUCCCCGCUCCGGGAUGGGGGUCCUAAGAGCCAGUGGGGGAUGAGGGGCUGGUUCUCAGUCCCAGCCUCGCGGGGGUGCCUCCCCCCCAGGCAAUGGGGAUCCAGAGAGCCAGGGGGGUAAGAGGGGCAGGCUCUCAUUCCCCGCCUCGCGGGGGGUGGCUACCUCCCCUGCGAUGGGGGUCCAUAGAGCAAGGAAGGGAAGAGGGGCUGGCUCUCAACCCCGCCUCGCUGGGGGUGCCUCCCCCCCCUGCGAUGGGGGUCCUAAGGGCCAGUGGGGGAAGAGGGGCUGGCUCUGAGAACCCGCCUCACGGGGGGUGCCUCUCCCCCCUCCACGGAGGAUCCUCAGAGCAAGCGGGGGAAGAGGGGCUGGCUCUGAGACCCCGCCUCGCUGGGGGUGCCUCCCCCCACUGCGAUGGGGGUCCUAAGAGCCAGUGGGGGAAGAGGGGCUGGCUCUGAGACCCCGCCUCGCGGGGGGUGCCUCCCCCACCUGCGAUGGGGGUCCUAUGGGCCAGUGGGGGAAGAGGGGCUGGCUCUGAGACCCCGCCUCGCUGGGGGUGCCUCCCCCCCCUGCGAUGGGGGUCCUAAGGGCCAGUGGGGGAAGAGGGGCUGGCUCUGAGACCCCGCCUCGCUGGGGGUGCCUCCCCCCCCUGCGAUGGGGGUCCUAAGGGCCAGUGGGGGAAGAGGGGCUGGCUCUGAGAACCCGCCUCACGGGGGGUGCCUCCCCCCCCGCGAUGGGGUUCCUAAGGGCCAGUGGGGGAAGAGGGGCUGGCUCUCUGUACCCGCCUUGCGGGGGGUGCCUCCCCCCUUGUGAUGGGGGUCCUAAGAGCCAGGAGCAGAAGAGGGGCUGGCUCUCUAUACCCGCCUCGCGGGGGAUGCCUCCCUCCCCCGUGAUGGGGGUCCUAAGAGCCAGAAGGCUUAGAGGGGCUGGCUCUCUGUACCCGCCUCGCGGGGGGUGCCUCCCCCCCCCCGUGAUGGGGGUCCUAAGAGCCAGAAGGCUUAGAGGGGCUGGCUCUCAGUCUCCGCCUCGUGGGGGCUGCCUCCCCCCCUGCGAUGGGGGUCCUAAGGGGCAGUGGGGGAAGAGGGGCUGGCUCUGAGACCCCGCCUCGCUGGAGGUGCCUCCUCCCCCUGCGAUGUGGGUCCUAAGAGCCAGGGGGGGAUGAGGGGCUGGCUCUCAGUGCCCGCCUCUCGGGGAGUGCCUCCCCUUCCUGCGAUGGGGGUCCUAAGAGCCAGGAGGGGAAGAGGGGCUGGCUUUCAGUCACCACAGCUUGGGGGGCCUUUAUGUUCUGGUUUUUCCCAAGAGUCAGCUGAUUUGCUUCUUGUACUAGCAGGGCAGUUGCUGCCAAGGCCCUCAAACAGGGGGGCCAUCCUUUAGAAACCCUGUCUAGCUGUUUAGAGAGGUAGGCCACCGGCCUCAGCCAGGGCCCCACAGUUUGGGUUUAAAGUCCAGCUGCCAUCUUUUCUCUGACGCAUACCCUGGAAAAGGCUUUGUGAGAUCCGCUAGCCCCUGGGCUGGGGCUUUCAGAAGUUUUUCCUUUAAGUCAUGAAAGACUUGCUGUUGUUGGAAUCCCCAUUCCAAAUGUUCCCGGUCCCCGCCCCCUUUGUGACGUCAUACAAAGGCGUGGCUAAUACUGCAAAGUUGGGCUCCGCAGUCUACAAAACCCCACAGCUCCUAGGAAUUCUCUCACCAGCCUUCUGCCCUUAGGCUCCGGAAGAUUGCAAAUGACCUGCUUUCUUUCGGAUCCCGGGCUGCUUUCGGACACCUGUCGGCAGAUCUGAGUUUUCUUCUUGGACACCUAAUACCUACAGCCCUCCAGAGACCGAGAGGUUGAUGUCACUCCCAAUAUCGGAGGAAGUAUACAGCCCCGUGUGAGAUGUUCCUUAAUGAUAUUCCACGGCGGAGGGGGUGAUAUGACUACAUACAUGGCAGAAAGUGGAAACCCCCCAGGGAUAUUAUUCCCACGAUCCUGGAGGGAAGAAGAUGAUGUUACUUUCAAUGUGACAGAAGGUGGAUGAAGUGGUGGACUGCCCCUCCACACCUGUGGACACGCCCCCACUGAUAUUCCUUCUAAUUGCAACGUGGGAGAGGAGGAUAUGACACGCGAUAUCGCAGGGAGCAGAAACACCCCUGUGAUACUGUUCUUCAUAUUCAGGGAGGAAGAGGAUGAUAUUACUCCCAAUACAGACGGGUGUACACCCGUCUGUGAAAGAGUUUGUAAUCUCCAGAGGGGGAGAUGAUAUUACUCACAAUAUGGUAAAGAGGCUGUGAGUCCACGGAGGAUCCUCAGAGCAAGCGGGGGAAGAGGGGCUGGCUCUGAGACCCCGCCUCGCUGGGGGUGCCUCCCCCCACUGCGAUGGGGGUCCUAAGAGCCAGUGGGGGAAGAGGGGCUGGCUCUGAGACCCCGCCUCGCGGGGGGUGCCUCCCCCACCUGCGAUGGGGGUCCUAUGGGCCAGUGGGGGAAGAGGGGCUGGCUCUGAGACCCCGCCUCGCUGGGGGUGCCUCCCCCCCCGCGAUGGGGGUCCUAAGGGCCAGUGGGGGAAGAGGGGCUGGCUCUGAGACCCCGCCUCGCUGGGGGUGCCUCCCCCCCCUGCGAUGGGGGUCCUAAGGGCCAGUGGGGGAAGAGGGGCUGGCUCUGAGAACCCGCCUCACGGGGGGUGCCUCCCCCCCCGCGAUGGGGUUCCUAAGGGCCAGUGGGGGAAGAGGGGCUGGCUCUCUGUACCCGCCUUGCGGGGGGUGCCUCCCCCCUUGUGAUGGGGGUCCUAAGAGCCAGGAGCAGAAGAGGGGCUGGCUCUCUAUACCCGCCUCGCGGGGGAUGCCUCCCUCCCCCGUGAUGGGGGUCCUAAGAGCCAGAAGGCUUAGAGGGGCUGGCUCUCUGUACCCGCCUCGCGGGGGGUGCCUCCCCCCCCCCGUGAUGGGGGUCCUAAGAGCCAGAAGGCUUAGAGGGGCUGGCUCUCAGUCUCCGCCUCGUGGGGGGUGCCUCCCCCCCUGCGAUGGGGGUCCUAAGGGGCAGUGGGGGAAGAGGGGCUGGCUCUGAGACCCCGCCUCGCUGGAGGUGCCUCCUCCCCCUGCGAUGUGGGUCCUAAGAGCCAGGGGGGGAUGAGGGGCUGGCUCUCAGUGCCCGCCUCUCGGGGAGUGCCUCCCCUUCCUGCGAUGGGGGUCCUAAGAGCCAGGAGGGGAAGAGGGGCUGGCUUUCAGUCACCACAGCUUGGGGGGCCUUUAUGUUCUGGUUUUUCCCAAGAGUCAGCUGAUUUGCUUCUUGUACUAGCAGGGCAGUUGCUGCCAAGGCCCUCAAACAGGGGGGCCAUCCUUUAGAAACCCUGUCUAGCUGUUUAGAGAGGUAGGCCACCGGCCUCAGCCAGGGCCCCACAGUUUGGGUUUAAAGUCCAGCUGCCAUCUUUUCUCUGACGCAUACCCUGGAAAAGGCUUUGUGAGAUCCGCUAGCCCCUGGGCUGGGGCUUUCAGAAGUUUUUCCUUUAAGUCAUGAAAGACUUGCUGUUGUUGGAAUCCCCAUUCCAAAUGUUCCCGGUCCCCGCCCCCUUUGUGACGUCAUACAAAGGCGUGGCUAAUACUGCAAAGUUGGGCUCCGCAGUCUACAAAACCCCACAGCUCCUAGGAAUUCUCUCACCAGCCUUCUGCCCUUAGGCUCCGGAAGAUUGCAAAUGACCUGCUUUCUUUCGGAUCCCGGGCUGCUUUCGGACACCUGUCGGCAGAUCUGAGUUUUCUUCUUGGACACCUAAUACCUACAGCCCUCCAGAGACCGAGAGGUUGAUGUCACUCCCAAUAUCGGAGGAAGUAUACAGCCCCGUGUGAGAUGUUCCUUAAUGAUAUUCCACGGCGGAGGGGGUGAUAUGACUACAUACAUGGCAGAAAGUGGAAACCCCCCAGGGAUAUUAUUCCCACGAUCCUGGAGGGAAGAAGAUGAUGUUACUUUCAAUGUGACAGAAGGUGGAUGAAGUGGUGGACUGCCCCUCCACACCUGUGGACACGCCCCCACUGAUAUUCCUUCUAAUUGCAACGUGGGAGAGGAGGAUAUGACACGCGAUAUCGCAGGGAGCAGAAACACCCCUGUGAUACUGUUCUUCAUAUUCAGGGAGGAAGAGGAUGAUAUUACUCCCAAUACAGACGGGUGUACACCCGUCUGUGAAAGAGUUUGUAAUCUCCAGAGGGGGAGAUGAUAUUACUCACAAUAUGGUAAAGAGGCUGUGAGUCCACGGAGGAUCCUCAGAGCAAGCGGGGGAAGAGGGGCUGGCUCUGAGACCCCGCCUCGCGGGGGGUGCCUCCCCCACCUGCGAUGGGGGUCCUAUGGGCCAGUGGGGGAAGAGGGGCUGGCUCUGAGACCCCGCCUCGCUGGGGGUGCCUCCCCCCCCUGCGAUGGGGGUCCUAAGGGCCAGUGGAGGAAGAGGGGCUGGCUCUGAGACCCCGCCUCGCUGGGGGUGCCUCCCCCCCCUGCGAUGGGGGUCCUAAGGGCCAGUGGGGGAAGAGGGGCUGGCUCUGAGAACCCGCCUCACGGGGGGUGCCUCCCCCCCCGCGAUGGGGUUCCUAAGGGCCAGUGGGGGAAGAGGGGCUGGCUCUCUGUACCCGCCUUGCGGGGGGUGCCUCCCCCCUUGUGAUGGGGGUCCUAAGAGCCAGGAGCAGAAGAGGGGCUGGCUCUCUAUACCCGCCUCGCGGGGGAUGCCUCCCUCCCCCGUGAUGGGGGUCCUAAGAGCCAGAAGGCUUAGAGGGGCUGGCUCUCUGUACCCGCCUCGCGGGGGGUGCCUCCCCCCCCCCGUGAUGGGGGUCCUAAGAGCCAGAAGGCUUAGAGGGGCUGGCUCUCAGUCUCCGCCUCGUGGGGGCUGCCUCCCCCCCUGCGAUGGGGGUCCUAAGGGGCAGUGGGGGAAGAGGGGCUGGCUCUGAGACCCCGCCUCGCUGGAGGUGCCUCCUCCCCCUGCGAUGUGGGUCCUAAGAGCCAGGGGGGGAUGAGGGGCUGGCUCUCAGUGCACGCCUCUCGGGGAGUGCCUCCCCUUCCUGCGAUGGGGGUCCUAAGAGCCAGGAGGGGAAGAGGGGCUGGCUUUCAGUCACCACAGCUUGGGGGGCCUUUAUGUUCUGGUUUUUCCCAAGAGUCAGCUGAUUUGCUUCUUGUACUAGCAGGGCAGUUGCUGCCAAGGCCCUCAAACAGGGGGGCCAUCCUUUAGAAACCCUGUCUAGCUGUUUAGAGAGGUAGGCCACCGGCCUCAGCCAGGGCCCCACAGUUUGGGUUUAAAGUCCAGCUGCCAUCUUUUCUCUGACGCAUACCCUGGAAAAGGCUUUGUGAGAUCCGCUAGCCCCUGGGCUGGGGCUUUCAGAAGUUUUUCCUUUAAGUCAUGAAAGACUUGCUGUUGUUGGAAUCCCCAUUCCAAAUGUUCCCGGUCCCCGCCCCCUUUGUGACGUCAUACAAAGGCGUGGCUAAUACUGCAAAGUUGGGCUCCGCAGUCUACAAAACCCCACAGCUCCUAGGAAUUCUCUCACCAGCCUUCUGCCCUUAGGCUCCGGAAGAUUGCAAAUGACCUGCUUUCUUUCGGAUCCCGGGCUGCUUUCGGACACCUGUCGGCAGAUCUGAGUUUUCUUCUUGGACACCUAAUACCUACAGCCCUCCAGAGACCGAGAGGUUGAUGUCACUCCCAAUAUCGGAGGAAGUAUACAGCCCCGUGUGAGAUGUUCCUUAAUGAUAUUCCACGGCGGAGGGGGUGAUAUGACUACAUACAUGGCAGAAAGUGGAAACCCCCCAGGGAUAUUAUUCCCACGAUCCUGGAGGGAAGAAGAUGAUGUUACUUUCAAUGUGACAGAAGGUGGAUGAAGUGGUGGACUGCCCCUCCACACCUGUGGACACGCCCCCACUGAUAUUCCUUCUAAUUGCAACGUGGGAGAGGAGGAUAUGACACGCGAUAUCGCAGGGAGCAGAAACACCCCUGUGAUACUGUUCUUCAUAUUCAGGGAGGAAGAGGAUGAUAUUACUCCCAAUACAGACGGGUGUACACCCGUCUGUGAAAGAGUUUGUAAUCUCCAGAGGGGGAGAUGAUAUUACUCACAAUAUGGUAAAGAGGCUGUGAGUCCACGGAGGAUCCUCAGAGCCAGCGGGGGAAGAGGGGCUGGCUCUGAGACCCCGCCUCGCUGGGGGUGCCUCCCCCCACUGCGAUGGGGGUCCUAAGAGCCAGUGGGGGAAGAGGGGCUGGCUCUGAGACCCCGCCUCGCGGGGGGUGCCUCCCCCACCUGCGAUGGGGGUCCUAAGGGCCAGUGGGGGAAGAGGGGCUGGCUCUGAGACCCCGCCUCGCUGGGGGUGCCUCCCCCCCCUGCGAUGGGGGUCCUAAGGGCCAGUGGAGGAAGAGGGGCUGGCUCUGAGACCCCGCCUCGCUGGGGGUGCCUCCCCCCCCUGCGAUGGGGGUCCUAAGGGCCAGUGGGGGAAGAGGGGCUGGCUCUGAGAACCCGCCUCACGGGGGGUGCCUCCCCCCCCGCGAUGGGGUUCCUAAGGGCCAGUGGGGGAAGAGGGGCUGGCUCUCUGUACCCGCCUUGCGGGGGGUGCCUCCCCCCUUGUGAUGGGGGUCCUAAGAGCCAGGAGCAGAAGAGGGGCUGGCUCUCUAUACCCGCCUCGCGGGGGAUGCCUCCCUCCCCCGUGAUGGGGGUCCUAAGAGCCAGAAGGCUUAGAGGGGCUGGCUCUCUGUACCCGCCUCGCGGGGGGUGCCUCCCCCCCCCCGUGAUGGGGGUCCUAAGAGCCAGAAGGCUUAGAGGGGCUGGCUCUCAGUCUCCGCCUCGUGGGGGCUGCCUCCCCCCCUGCGAUGGGGGUCCUAAGGGGCAGUGGGGGAAGAGGGGCUGGCUCUGAGACCCCGCCUCGCUGGAGGUGCCUCCUCCCCCUGCGAUGUGGGUCCUAAGAGCCAGGGGGGGAUGAGGGGCUGGCUCUCAGUGCCCGCCUCUCGGGGAGUGCCUCCCCUUCCUGCGAUGGGGGUCCUAAGAGCCAGGAGGGGAAGAGGGGCUGGCUUUCAGUCACCACAGCUUGGGGGGCCUUUAUGUUCUGGUUUUUCCCAAGAGUCAGCUGAUUUGCUUCUUGUACUAGCAGGGCAGUUGCUGCCAAGGCCCUCAAACAGGGGGGCCAUCCUUUAGAAACCCUGUCUAGCUGUUUAGAGAGGUAGGCCACCGGCCUCAGCCAGGGCCCCACAGUUUGGGUUUAAAGUCCAGCUGCCAUCUUUUCUCUGACGCAUACCCUGGAAAAGGCUUUGUGAGAUCCGCUAGCCCCUGGGCUGGGGCUUUCAGAAGUUUUUCCUUUAAGUCAUGAAAGACUUGCUGUUGUUGGAAUCCCCAUUCCAAAUGUUCCCGGUCCCCGCCCCCUUUGUGACGUCAUACAAAGGCGUGGCUAAUACUGCAAAGUUGGGCUCCGCAGUCUACAAAACCCCACAGCUCCUAGGAAUUCUCUCACCAGCCUUCUGCCCUUAGGCUCCGGAAGAUUGCAAAUGACCUGCUUUCUUUCGGAUCCCGGGCUGCUUUCGGACACCUGUCGGCAGAUCUGAGUUUUCUUCUUGGACACCUAAUACCUACAGCCCUCCAGAGACCGAGAGGUUGAUGUCACUCCCAAUAUCGGAGGAAGUAUACAGCCCCGUGUGAGAUGUUCCUUAAUGAUAUUCCACGGCGGAGGGGGUGAUAUGACUACAUACAUGGCAGAAAGUGGAAACCCCCCAGGGAUAUUAUUCCCACGAUCCUGGAGGGAAGAAGAUGAUGUUACUUUCAAUGUGACAGAAGGUGGAUGAAGUGGUGGACUGCCCCUCCACACCUGUGGACACGCCCCCACUGAUAUUCCUUCUAAUUGCAACGUGGGAGAGGAGGAUAUGACACGCGAUAUCGCAGGGAGCAGAAACACCCCUGUGAUACUGUUCUUCAUAUUCAGGGAGGAAGAGGAUGAUAUUACUCCCAAUACAGACGGGUGUACACCCGUCUGUGAAAGAGUUUGUAAUCUCCAGAGGGGGAGAUGAUAUUACUCACAAUAUGGUAAAGAGGCUGUGAGUCCACGGAGGAUCCUCAGAGCAAGCGGGGGAAGAGGGGCUGGCUCUGAGACCCCGCCUCGCUGGGGGUGCCUCCCCCCACUGCGAUGGGGGUCCUAAGAGCCAGUGGGGGAAGAGGGGCUGGCUCUGAGACCCCGCCUCGCGGGGGGUGCCUCCCCCACCUGCGAUGGGGGUCCUAUGGGCCAGUGGGGGAAGAGGGGCUGGCUCUGAGACCCCGCCUCGCUGGGGGUGCCUCCCCCCCCUGCGAUGGGGGUCCUAAGGGCCAGUGGAGGAAGAGGGGCUGGCUCUGAGACCCCGCCUCGCUGGGGGUGCCUCCCCCCCCUGCGAUGGGGGUCCUAAGGGCCAGUGGGGGAAGAGGGGCUGGCUCUGAGAACCCGCCUCACGGGGGGUGCCUCCCCCCCCGCGAUGGGGUUCCUAAGGGCCAGUGGGGGAAGAGGGGCUGGCUCUCUGUACCCGCCUUGCGGGGGGUGCCUCCCCCCUUGUGAUGGGGGUCCUAAGAGCCAGGAGCAGAAGAGGGGCUGGCUCUCUAUACCCGCCUCGCGGGGGAUGCCUCCCUCCCCCGUGAUGGGGGUCCUAAGAGCCAGAAGGCUUAGAGGGGCUGGCUCUCUGUACCCGCCUCGCGGGGGGUGCCUCCCCCCCCCGUGAUGGGGGUCCUAAGAGCCAGAAGGCUUAGAGGGGCUGGCUCUCAGUCUCCGCCUCGUGGGGGCUGCCUCCCCCCCUGCGAUGGGGGUCCUAAGGGGCAGUGGGGGAAGAGGGGCUGGCUCUGAGACCCCGCCUCGCUGGAGGUGCCUCCUCCCCCUGCGAUGUGGGUCCUAAGAGCCAGGGGGGGAUGAGGGGCUGGCUCUCAGUGCCCGCCUCUCGGGGAGUGCCUCCCCUUCCUGCGAUGGGGGUCCUAAGAGCCAGGAGGGGAAGAGGGGCUGGCUUUCAGUCACCACAGCUUGGGGGGCCUUUAUGUUCUGGUUUUUCCCAAGAGUCAGCUGAUUUGCUUCUUGUACUAGCAGGGCAGUUGCUGCCAAGGCCCUCAAACAGGGGGGCCAUCCUUUAGAAACCCUGUCUAGCUGUUUAGAGAGGUAGGCCACCGGCCUCAGCCAGGGCCCCACAGUUUGGGUUUAAAGUCCAGCUGCCAUCUUUUCUCUGACGCAUACCCUGGAAAAGGCUUUGUGAGAUCCGCUAGCCCCUGGGCUGGGGCUUUCAGAAGUUUUUCCUUUAAGUCAUGAAAGACUUGCUGUUGUUGGAAUCCCCAUUCCAAAUGUUCCCGGUCCCCGCCCCCUUUGUGACGUCAUACAAAGGCGUGGCUAAUACUGCAAAGUUGGGCUCCGCAGUCUACAAAACCCCACAGCUCCUAGGAAUUCUCUCACCAGCCUUCUGCCCUUAGGCUCCGGAAGAUUGCAAAUGACCUGCUUUCUUUCGGAUCCCGGGCUGCUUUCGGACACCUGUCGGCAGAUCUGAGUUUUCUUCUUGGACACCUAAUACCUACAGCCCUCCAGAGACCGAGAGGUUGAUGUCACUCCCAAUAUCGGAGGAAGUAUACAGCCCCGUGUGAGAUGUUCCUUAAUGAUAUUCCACGGCGGAGGGGGUGAUAUGACUACAUACAUGGCAGAAAGUGGAAACCCCCCAGGGAUAUUAUUCCCACGAUCCUGGAGGGAAGAAGAUGAUGUUACUUUCAAUGUGACAGAAGGUGGAUGAAGUGGUGGACUGCCCCUCCACACCUGUGGACACGCCCCCACUGAUAUUCCUUCUAAUUGCAACGUGGGAGAGGAGGAUAUGACACGCGAUAUCGCAGGGAGCAGAAACACCCCUGUGAUACUGUUCUUCAUAUUCAGGGAGGAAGAGGAUGAUAUUACUCCCAAUACAGACGGGUGUACACCCGUCUGUGAAAGAGUUUGUAAUCUCCAGAGGGGGAGAUGAUAUUACUCACAAUAUGGUAAAGAGGCUGUGAGUCCACGGAGGAUCCUCAGAGCAAGCGGGGGAAGAGGGGCUGGCUCUGAGACCCCGCCUCGCUGGGGGUGCCUCCCCCCACUGCGAUGGGGGUCCUAAGAGCCAGUGGGGGAAGAGGGGCUGGCUCUGAGACCCCGCCUCGCGGGGGGUGCCUCCCCCACCUGCGAUGGGGGUCCUAUGGGCCAGUGGGGGAAGAGGGGCUGGCUCUGAGACCCCGCCUCGCUGGGGGUGCCUCCCCCCCCUGCGAUGGGGGUCCUAAGGGCCAGUGGGGGAAGAGGGGCUGGCUCUGAGACCCCGCCUCGCUGGGGGUGCCUCCCCCCCCUGCGAUGGGGGUCCUAAGGGCCAGUGGGGGAAGAGGGGCUGGCUCUGAGAACCCGCCUCACGGGGGGUGCCUCCCCCCCCGCGAUGGGGUUCCUAAGGGCCAGUGGGGGAAGAGGGGCUGGCUCUCUGUACCCGCCUUGCGGGGGGUGCCUCCCCCCUUGUGAUGGGGGUCCUAAGAGCCAGGAGCAGAAGAGGGGCUGGCUCUCUAUACCCGCCUCGCGGGGGAUGCCUCCCUCCCCCGUGAUGGGGGUCCUAAGAGCCAGAAGGCUUAGAGGGGCUGGCUCUCUGUACCCGCCUCGCGGGGGGUGCCUCCCCCCCCCCGUGAUGGGGGUCCUAAGAGCCAGAAGGCUUAGAGGGGCUGGCUCUCAGUCUCCGCCUCGUGGGGGCUGCCUCCCCCCCUGCGAUGGGGGUCCUAAGGGGCAGUGGGGGAAGAGGGGCUGGCUCUGAGACCCCGCCUCGCUGGAGGUGCCUCCUCCCCCUGCGAUGUGGGUCCUAAGAGCCAGGGGGGGAUGAGGGGCUGGCUCUCAGUGCCCGCCUCUCGGGGAGUGCCUCCCCUUCCUGCGAUGGGGGUCCUAAGAGCCAGGAGGGGAAGAGGGGCUGGCUUUCAGUGACCACAGCUUGGGGGGCCUUUAUGUUCUGGUUUUUCCCAAGAGUCAGCUGAUUUGCUUCUUGUACUAGCAGGGCAGUUGCUGCCAAGGCCCUCAAACAGGGGGGCCAUCCUUUAGAAACCCUGUCUAGCUGUUUAGAGAGGUAGGCCACCGGCCUCAGCCAGGGCCCCACAGUUUGGGUUUAAAGUCCAGCUGCCAUCUUUUCUCUGACGCAUACCCUGGAAAAGGCUUUGUGAGAUCCGCUAGCCCCUGGGCUGGGGCUUUCAGAAGUUUUUCCUUUAAGUCAUGAAAGACUUGCUGUUGUUGGAAUCCCCAUUCCAAAUGUUCCCGGUCCCCGCCCCCUUUGUGACGUCAUACAAAGGCGUGGCUAAUACUGCAAAGUUGGGCUCCGCAGUCUACAAAACCCCACAGCUCCUAGGAAUUCUCUCACCAGCCUUCUGCCCUUAGGCUCCGGAAGAUUGCAAAUGACCUGCUUUCUUUCGGAUCCCGGGCUGCUUUCGGACACCUGUCGGCAGAUCUGAGUUUUCUUCUUGGACACCUAAUACCUACAGCCCUCCAGAGACCGAGAGGUUGAUGUCACUCCCAAUAUCGGAGGAAGUAUACAGCCCCGUGUGAGAUGUUCCUUAAUGAUAUUCCACGGCGGAGGGGGUGAUAUGACUACAUACAUGGCAGAAAGUGGAAACCCCCCAGGGAUAUUAUUCCCACGAUCCUGGAGGGAAGAAGAUGAUGUUACUUUCAAUGUGACAGAAGGUGGAUGAAGUGGUGGACUGCCCCUCCACACCUGUGGACACGCCCCCACUGAUAUUCCUUCUAAUUGCAACGUGGGAGAGGAGGAUAUGACACGCGAUAUCGCAGGGAGCAGAAACACCCCUGUGAUACUGUUCUUCAUAUUCAGGGAGGAAGAGGAUGAUAUUACUCCCAAUACAGACGGGUGUACACCCGUCUGUGAAAGAGUUUGUAAUCUCCAGAGGGGGAGAUGAUAUUACUCACAAUAUGGUAAAGAGGCUGUGAGUCCACGGAGGAUCCUCAGAGCAAGCGGGGGAAGAGGGGCUGGCUCUGAGACCCCGCCUCGCUGGGGGUGCCUCCCCCCACUGCGAUGGGGGUCCUAAGAGCCAGUGGGGGAAGAGGGGCUGGCUCUGAGACCCCGCCUCGCGGGGGGUGCCUCCCCCACCUGCGAUGGGGGUCCUAUGGGCCAGUGGGGGAAGAGGGGCUGGCUCUGAGACCCCGCCUCGCUGGGGGUGCCUCCCCCCCCUGCGAUGGGGGUCCUAAGGGCCAGUGGAGGAAGAGGGGCUGGCUCUGAGACCCCGCCUCGCUGGGGGUGCCUCCCCCCCCUGCGAUGGGGGUCCUAAGGGCCAGUGGGGGAAGAGGGGCUGGCUCUGAGAACCCGCCUCACGGGGGGUGCCUCCCCCCCCGCGAUGGGGUUCCUAAGGGCCAGUGGGGGAAGAGGGGCUGGCUCUCUGUACCCGCCUUGCGGGGGGUGCCUCCCCCCUUGUGAUGGGGGUCCUAAGAGCCAGGAGCAGAAGAGGGGCUGGCUCUCUAUACCCGCCUCGCGGGGGAUGCCUCCCUCCCCCGUGAUGGGGGUCCUAAGAGCCAGAAGGCUUAGAGGGGCUGGCUCUCUGUACCCGCCUCGCGGGGGGUGCCUCCCCCCCCCCGUGAUGGGGGUCCUAAGAGCCAGAAGGCUUAGAGGGGCUGGCUCUCAGUCUCCGCCUCGUGGGGGCUGCCUCCCCCCCUGCGAUGGGGGUCCUAAGGGGCAGUGGGGGAAGAGGGGCUGGCUCUGAGACCCCGCCUCGCUGGAGGUGCCUCCUCCCCCUGCGAUGUGGGUCCUAAGAGCCAGGGGGGGAUGAGGGGCUGGCUCUCAGUGCCCGCCUCUCGGGGAGUGCCUCCCCUUCCUGCGAUGGGGGUCCUAAGAGCCAGGAGGGGAAGAGGGGCUGGCUUUCAGUGACCACAGCUUGGGGGGCCUUUAUGUUCUGGUUUUUCCCAAGAGUCAGCUGAUUUGCUUCUUGUACUAGCAGGGCAGUUGCUGCCAAGGCCCUCAAACAGGGGGGCCAUCCUUUAGAAACCCUGUCUAGCUGUUUAGAGAGGUAGGCCACCGGCCUCAGCCAGGGCCCCACAGUUUGGGUUUAAAGUCCAGCUGCCAUCUUUUCUCUGACGCAUACCCUGGAAAAGGCUUUGUGAGAUCCGCUAGCCCCUGGGCUGGGGCUUUCAGAAGUUUUUCCUUUAAGUCAUGAAAGACUUGCUGUUGUUGGAAUCCCCAUUCCAAAUGUUCCCGGUCCCCGCCCCCUUUGUGACGUCAUACAAAGGCGUGGCUAAUACUGCAAAGUUGGGCUCCGCAGUCUACAAAACCCCACAGCUCCUAGGAAUUCUCUCACCAGCCUUCUGCCCUUAGGCUCCGGAAGAUUGCAAAUGACCUGCUUUCUUUCGGAUCCCGGGCUGCUUUCGGACACCUGUCGGCAGAUCUGAGUUUUCUUCUUGGACACCUAAUACCUACAGCCCUCCAGAGACCGAGAGGUUGAUGUCACUCCCAAUAUCGGAGGAAGUAUACAGCCCCGUGUGAGAUGUUCCUUAAUGAUAUUCCACGGCGGAGGGGGUGAUAUGACUACAUACAUGGCAGAAAGUGGAAACCCCCCAGGGAUAUUAUUCCCACGAUCCUGGAGGGAAGAAGAUGAUGUUACUUUCAAUGUGACAGAAGGUGGAUGAAGUGGUGGACUGCCCCUCCACACCUGUGGACACGCCCCCACUGAUAUUCCUUCUAAUUGCAACGUGGGAGAGGAGGAUAUGACACGCGAUAUCGCAGGGAGCAGAAACACCCCUGUGAUACUGUUCUUCAUAUUCAGGGAGGAAGAGGAUGAUAUUACUCCCAAUACAGACGGGUGUACACCCGUCUGUGAAAGAGUUUGUAAUCUCCAGAGGGGGAGAUGAUAUUACUCACAAUAUGGUAAAGAGGCUGUGAGUCCACGGAGGAUCCUCAGAGCAAGCGGGGGAAGAGGGGCUGGCUCUGAGACCCCGCCUCGCUGGGGGUGCCUCCCCCCACUGCGAUGGGGGUCCUAAGAGCCAGUGGGGGAAGAGGGGCUGGCUCUGAGACCCCGCCUCGCGGGGGGUGCCUCCCCCACCUGCGAUGGGGGUCCUAUGGGCCAGUGGGGGAAGAGGGGCUGGCUCUGAGACCCCGCCUCGCUGGGGGUGCCUCCCCCCCCGCGAUGGGGGUCCUAAGGGCCAGUGGGGGAAGAGGGGCUGGCUCUGAGACCCCGCCUCGCUGGGGGUGCCUCCCCCCCCUGCGAUGGGGGUCCUAAGGGCCAGUGGGGGAAGAGGGGCUGGCUCUGAGAACCCGCCUCACGGGGGGUGCCUCCCCCCCCGCGAUGGGGUUCCUAAGGGCCAGUGGGGGAAGAGGGGCUGGCUCUCUGUACCCGCCUUGUGGGGGGUGCCUCCCCCCCUGUGAUGGGGGUCCUAAGAGCCAGGAGCAGAAGAGGGGCUGGCUCUCUAUACCCGCCUCGCGGGGGGUGCCUCCCUCCCCCGUGAUGGGAGUCCUAAGAGCCAGAAGGCUUAGAGGGGCUGGCUCUCUGUACCCGCCUCACGGGGGGUGCCUCCCCCCUCCCGUGAUGGGGGUCCUAAGAGCCAGAAGGCUUAGAGGGGCUGGCUCUCAGUCUCCGCCUCGUGGGGGGUGCCUCCCCCCCUGCGAUGGGGGUCCUAAGGGGCAUUGGGGGAAGAGGGGCUGGCUCUGAGACCCCGCCUCGCUGGAGGUGCCUCCUCCCCCUGCGAUGUGGGUCCUAAGAGCCAGGGGGGGAUGAGGGGCUGGCUCUCAGUGCCCGCCUCUCGGGGAGUGCCUCCCCUUCCUGCGAUGGGGGUCCUAAGAGCCAGGAGGGGAAGAGGGGCUGGCUUUCAGUGACCACAGCUUGGGGGGCCUUUAUGUUCUGGUUUUUCCCAAGAGUCAGCUGAUUUGCUUCUUGUACUAGCAGGGCAGUUGCUGCCAAGGCCCUCAAACAGGGGGGCCAUCCUUUAGAAACCCUGUCUAGCUGUUUAGAGAGGUAGGCCACCGGCCUCAGCCAGGGCCCCACAGUUUGGGUUUAAAGUCCAGCUGCCAUCUUUUCUCUGACGCAUACCCUGGAAAAGGCUUUGUGAGAUCCGCUAGCCCCUGGGCUGGGGCUUUCAGAAGUUUUUCCUUUAAGUCAUGAAAGACUUGCUGUUGUUGGAAUCCCCAUUCCAAAUGUUCCCGGUCCCCGCCCCCUUUGUGACGUCAUACAAAGGCGUGGCUAAUACUGCAAAGUUGGGCUCCGCAGUCUACAAAACCCCACAGCUCCUAGGAAUUCUCUCACCAGCCUUCUGCCCUUAGGCUCCGGAAGAUUGCAAAUGACCUGCUUUCUUUCGGAUCCCGGGCUGCUUUCGGACACCUGUCGGCAGAUCUGAGUUUUCUUCUUGGACACCUAAUACCUACAGCCCUCCAGAGACCGAGAGGUUGAUGUCACUCCCAAUAUCGGAGGAAGUAUACAGCCCCGUGUGAGAUGUUCCUUAAUGAUAUUCCACGGCGGAGGGGGUGAUAUGACUACAUACAUGGCAGAAAGUGGAAACCCCCCAGGGAUAUUAUUCCCACGAUCCUGGAGGGAAGAAGAUGAUGUUACUUUCAAUGUGACAGAAGGUGGAUGAAGUGGUGGACUGCCCCUCCACACCUGUGGACACGCCCCCACUGAUAUUCCUUCUAAUUGCAACGUGGGAGAGGAGGAUAUGACACGCGAUAUCGCAGGGAGCAGAAACACCCCUGUGAUACUGUUCUUCAUAUUCAGGGAGGAAGAGGAUGAUAUUACUCCCAAUACAGACGGGUGUACACCCGUCUGUGAAAGAGUUUGUAAUCUCCAGAGGGGGAGAUGAUAUUACUCACAAUAUGGUAAAGAGGCUGUGAGUCCACGGAGGAUCCUCAGAGCAAGCGGGGGAAGAGGGGCUGGCUCUGAGACCCCGCCUCGCUGGGGGUGCCUCCCCCCACUGCGAUGGGGGUCCUAAGAGCCAAUGGGGGAAGAGGGGCUGGCUCUGAGACCCCGCCUCGCGGGGGGUGCCUCCCCCACCUGCGAUGGGGGUCCUAAGGGCCAGUGGGGGAAGAGGGGCUGGCUCUGAGACCCCGCCUCGCUGGGGGUGCCUCCCCCCCCUGCGAUGGGGGUCCUAAGGGCCAGUGGAGGAAGAGGGGCUGGCUCUGAGACCCCGCCUCGCUGGGGGUGCCUCCCCCCCCUGCGAUGGGGGUCCUAAGGGCCAGUGGGGGAAGAGGGGCUGGCUCUGAGAACCCGCCUCACGGGGGGUGCCUCCCCCCCCGCGAUGGGGUUCCUAAGGGCCAGUGGGGGAAGAGGGGCUGGCUCUCUGUACCCGCCUUGCGGGGGGUGCCUCCCCCCCUGUGAUGGGGGUCCUAAGAGCCAGGAGCAGAAGAGGGGCUGGCUCUCUAUACCCGCCUCGCGGGGGAUGCCUCCCUCCCCCGUGAUGGGGGUCCUAAGAGCCAGAAGGCUUAGAGGGGCUGGCUCUGAGACCACGCCUCGCGAGGGGUGCCUCCGCACCUUUCGAUCGGGGUCCCAAGAGCCAGGGGGGAAGAGGGGCUUGCUCUCUUUGUGGAUGAUUCUUUUUCCAUUCUCAGGCAGUUUUCUUUUUUCUUUCUUUUUUUUUUUUUGAGACUGAAUCUUGCUCUGUUGCCCAUGCUUUGCUGGAUCUCGGGUGACUGCAACCACUGCCUCCCAGGUUCAAGAGAUUCUCCUGCCUCAGCCUCCUGAGUAGCUGGGACUAGAGGCGUGUGUCACCACACCCAGCUAAUUUUUGUAUUUUUAGUAGAGAUGGGGUUUCACCAUGUUUGCCAGGAUGGUCUCUAUCUCCUGAUCUUGUGAUCCACCCACCUCAGCCUCCCAAAGUGCUGGGAUUGCAGGUGCGAGCCACCGGGUCCACCCUCUCAGGCGAUUUUCAUACCGGCAUACUCUGAUCACUACUCCGUUAAACAGUCAACGAGGCUGAGUGCCACGUGCUGACAUCACUAAGAUCAAUACAGCAAACUCUGAAAGAUGGACAGAGAGACAGGAGAUGGUCCUUUAUAAUGCAGUGUGAUCUGUGCUGCAAUAGAGAUGGAAGAGUGUUCUGAUUGGCUGGAAAACAACGCACAUGGGAAGCUGUACAGAAAUGAGUGGGGAAAGUUUUGGAAGCUAGAAGUUCAAAAUGAGGUGUUGGCAGCACCAUGCUCUCUCUGAAGAUGCUAGGAAGAAUCUGCUCCAUGCCUUUCCAUUCGCUUCUGGGGUUUCCUGCAAGCCCUGACAUUCCUUGGCUUGUAGAUGCAUCACCCCAGUUUCCGCCCCCAUCAUCACAUGGCCUCCUCUCUGUGUGUGCCUCUGCGUUCCCUCUAUUCUUCUUCUAAGGACACCGACACCAGUCAUAGUGGAUUAAGGGUCCACUCCUAACUAAUUACAUCUGCAACAACCCUAUUUCCAAAUAAAGUCACAUUCUAAGA